UUGGUGGUUCUGGUUGGUGUUGUUCCUGGUUUCUGUCCCUACUUUGUAUUGUAUAGGUAAAAAUUAUGAGCUUUUAGAAUAUUAGAUAGACAACAUUUCAGGAGAAUAAUGGAAUUAUAGACCAUGAGUGAAAAUUAAUUGAAAAGUGAUGUGUUUUUACAAAUUUCUAUGGGACACAACUCCUGUCAUAAGUUAACCAGUCCUUUUUGAAGUCAAGACUGUUUCAUCGUGCAGGAUACUUAGUUCACUGUCAGAAAUAUACAAGAUUCGUUUCUAUCUAUCUCUCCUGUCUGCUUCUGCACCUCCUUCUUUCACAUCGUUCUGCUCAUGUGUGUCAUUUAUGAUCAGGCCAGUGACGGGGUGGCAAUCAGACUCCAAACCGUCAACCAUUCAGCAGCAACCCAUCUCUAGAAUCCGUCCCGCCGACCUCCGUUACCUCAGACUGCCGGUGGUGAGUGACUGCUCGCCGCAGGCUGGUCGAGUAUCUACCAACCACCCAGGGUCCAGCAGUAUGGCUGUCUCCAGGGUUCCGAGCCCCCCGCCCCAAGAAGUCAACACCCCCGUCGCCGAGAACUGGUGUUACACUCAGGUGAAAGUGGUGAAGUUUAGCUACAUGUGGACCAUAAACAACUUCAGCUUCUGCCGGGAAGAAAUGGGCGAAGUCUUGAAAUCCUCAACCUUCUCCGCAGGAGCCAAUGAUAAGCUGAAAUGGUGCCUCAGAGUUAAUCCAAAAGGCUUGGAUGAAGAAAGUAAAGACUACUUGUCGCUCUACCUACUGCUGGUUUCCUGUAAUAAGUCAGAAGUGCGCGCUAAGUUCAAAUUUUCCAUUCUCAACGCAAAGCGAGAAGAAACUAAGGCUAUGGAAAGCCAAAGAGCCUACAGAUUCGUACAAGGAAAAGACUGGGGAUUCAAGAAGUUCAUAAGGAGAGAUUUUCUUCUGGAUGAGGCUAAUGGAUUGUUGCCCGACGACAAAUUGACCAUCUUUUGUGAGGUGAGUGUGGUAGCCGACAGUGUGAAUAUUUCUGGACAAUCAAACGCAGUCCAGUUCAAAGUGCCCGAAUGCCGGUUGGCCGAUGACCUCGGCCUCUUGUUCGAGAUUCAGAAGUUCAGCGAUGUCACCUUGUCUGUCGGUGGUCGAGAGUUUCAGGCCCAUAAAGCAAUCUUGGCAGCUCGUAGCCCUGUCUUUUCUGCCAUGUUCGAACAUGAGAUGGAGGAACGAAAGCACAACCGCGUUGCGAUCACUGACGUAGAUCAUGAAGUCUUGAGAGAAAUGCUCCGUUUCAUCUACACUGGAAAAGCUACUAACUUGGAGAAAAUGGCCGACGAUCUACUUGCAGCGGCAGAUAAGUAUGCUCUUGAGAGACUGAAAGUAAUGUGUGAGGAGGCCUUGUGCACAAAUCUGUCAAUCGACAACGCUGCUGACAUCUUGAUAUUGGCGGACCUGCACAGCGCCGACCAACUCAAGGCACAGGCCAUCGACUUCAUCAACACCCAUGCCACAGACGUCAUGGACACCAUCGGGUUCAAGUCUAUGGUAACCUCCCACCCCCACCUGAUAGCGGAAGCGUUUCGAGCACUUGCCACACAAAACAUCCCACCCAUCGGGCCUCCGAGGAAACGUGUCAAGCAGAGCUGAAAACACAGUAGUUGACUCGUUCGUCUUGCUGAAUGUUUUCAAAUAGACUGUGUACAAUAGAACGUUCAUUUAAUUCAAACGUCACGUCGCCGCCUCGAGUUAAGUGUUAAGUUAUCAGUGUCUUUAUGACAGACUUACAAUUGGCAGUAUAAGACGACUGUCUCAUCCUAUUCGUUAGUUAAGAUUGUGUUAUGUUCGGGGCAUUUUGUAUGUUUGUAUCAAUAUUUGUUUACCAAUAUGUUUAAUUGAUUUACUUGUUGAUUUGUCAGAGUUAAUCGUCUCGAUGAUUAGAGAGUUGACUUCACCAAAUAUGAAAUUAUCGAUUGAAUGUUUUCUCAGAAAUUUCUUUAAUGUUUGUUAAACAGAAAAUUGAGCGACUUGUGUAUUUGAUAAAUCUCGCCGAAAAUCUGUUAUAUUUUUUCCACAAUUUUACCAAUAAUUUCAAGAGUAACUUAGAGUUGUUUUGUAAUAUUAUACCACUGCGUAUUUAGCCCUCACAAAUAGUAUUUAUUUUGUCAAAUUGAUGGUUUAGUUUGUAACUGGAUCGAAAGUUUCAAAGUGUGCCGGACUGGACAUUACAAUGUACUGUAUUAUUAUCGGGACCAUGAAGUGCGCUCCCAGCGACCAGUGCGUUCCGUGUUUGUGUGUUCGAUGUAGUAGUGAACGCUUUUCGUGUAGCCUGCACCUAGCUUGUCCAGUUCAUUUACUUUGUUAACUGUUUUUGCAAGGGUUUGUAAAGCCAAUGUUUUCGUUGGUUUUUGUUAUACUUUGUACAAGACAAGCGAUUAGGCUUUUGUCAACUUACUUGUUGCUCAUUAUGUACUAUAAAUAUUGAAAUAUAAUAUAUUGAAAUAUAUAUAUAUACUCAUUAAAUAUAUUAUAUAUAUUUAUAUAUAUAUAUAAAUAUAUAUAUAUACUUAACUCAUAAAAAAAAAUUUUGCAAGAUAUUACUUGUAAGGUUAUUGGUUCAGAAUGGAUAAAAAUGGAAUAAGAAAUAAACAAUGCAGUCAAAUUAAAUUGAAUUAUUUCAAAAAUGUUUCUAAAAGUGGUUGUUUUGUUGAAUGUUGACAAAAGCUUGGUCUGUGUCAAAUAGAUCUCUCACAUUGGCUCGUACUCCCCUACGCCAUACGUUUCUGUGAUAUCAGAUGUUCGCCCCUUGCGUGUGUGAGUGAAAGUGUGUGUGUAUGUUUGUACGUUAUUAUUGUCUCAGUUAUUCUUGCGUUUUCUCAGUACAAUUUAGCCAGUGUUACCUCAAAUAUAGACACACUGACCCUUAUCUUUUUUUACGUUCUGAUGUUCUUUAUAUAAUUUAUGUCAGUCAGAACAUCCUGCAUAACCUAAUAGUGUUACUUUACACGAAUAAGUCUAGCCUUUGUUGUUCAUUUGAAACCUAGCACUUUCACUACUCUAGAUAGUGGUCUAUAUAGUAAGUCGUUUAAUAAAUAAUAAUUAUUAAUUUUUUGUA
Molecule: messenger RNA, 3101 nt
Organism: Macrosteles quadrilineatus (aster leafhopper)
Lineage: Eukaryota; Metazoa; Arthropoda; Insecta; Hemiptera; Cicadellidae
Product: protein roadkill-like
Exons: 11
Coding region: 341-1636 (431 amino acids)
Biological process (GO): proteasome-mediated ubiquitin-dependent protein catabolic process; regulation of proteolysis
Cellular component (GO): nucleus; cytoplasm
Molecular function (GO): ubiquitin protein ligase binding
Source: RefSeq, a predicted model, not a curated record